GUUAUUUUGUGCAACAAGAUGGCUGUCGUUCCUGAGAACAGAGUCCUCUCCUUCAGCGUUUUUAAAUGGAGCUCUUACUCCUCCACAUAUUUACCAGAGAACAUCUUGGUGGACAAACCUAAUGACCAGUCCUCCAGGUGGUCUUCUGAGAGCAACUACCCACCACAGUACUUAAUAUUGAAACUGGAAAGGCCGGCAAUCGUUCAGAGCAUCACCUUUGGAAAGUAUGAGAAGACUCAUGUUUGCAACUUGAAGAAGUUCAAAGUGUUUGGAGGGAUGAGUGAAGAGAACAUGACAGAGCUUCUGUCCAGUGGCCUUAAGAAUGACUACAACAAGGAGACAUUUACCUUGAAACACAAGAUCGACGAGCAGAUGUUUCCCUGCAGAUUUGUCAAAAUAGUGCCUCUGAUGUCCUGGGGUCCCAGUUUUAACUUCAGCAUCUGGUACAUCGAGCUGCACGGCAUCGAAGAUCCUGACGUGGUGCAGCCCUGCCUUAACUGGUACAGCAAGUACAGAGAACAGGAAGCGAUCCGCCUUUGCCUCAAGCACUUCCGACAGCAUAACUACACGGAGGCCUUCGAGUCGCUGCAGAAGAAGACCCGGAUAGCGCUGGAGCACCCGAUGCUCACCCACCUGCACGACCGGCUAGUGCUGCGGGGAGAUUUCGACGCCUGCGAGGAGCUCAUCGACAAAGCUGUGAGAGACGGGUUGUUUAACCAGUAUAUCAGCCAGCAGGAGUACAAGCCCAGGUGGAGUCAGAUCAUCCCGAAAUGCAACAAAGGUACAAGCGCCCAAGAAACCAACCGAGACGACAUGAACAGCGACGGUGACGACAACCGGCCCGGGAUGAGGGGAGGGCAUCAGAUGGUCAUCGACGUCCAGACCGAGACGGUGUACCUGUUUGGAGGCUGGGACGGCACGCAGGACCUGGCCGACUUCUGGGCUUACAGCGUUCAGGAGAACCAGUGGGCCUGCAUCUCCCGAGACACGGAGAAAGAGAGCGGUCCGAGUGCUCGCUCCUGCCACAAGAUGUGCAUCGACUCGCAGCGGCGUCAGAUCUACACGCUCGGCCGCUACCUCGACUCCAGCGUCAGGAACAGCAAGUCUCUGAAGAGCGACUUCUACCGCUACGACAUUGACGCCAACACCUGGACGCUACUCAGCGAGGACACGUCAGCCGACGGAGGGCCGAAGUUGGUGUUUGACCACCAGAUGUGCAUGGACUCCGAGAAGCACAUGAUCUACACGUUUGGUGGUCGGAUCCUGACGUGUAACGGCAGCGUGGAGGACAGUCGGACAUCAGAGCCCCAGUUCAGCGGCUUGUACGCGUACCACUGCCAGGCCGGGACGUGGAGCCUCCUGCGGGAAGACUCCUGCAACGCCGGGCCAGAGGACGUCCAGUCCCGCAUAGGACACUGCAUGCUCUUCCACACUAGAAACCGCUGUCUCUACGUUUUUGGGGGUCAGAGGUCCAAGACGUACCUGAACGAUUUCUUCAGUUACGAUGUUGAUGGAGAUCACGUGGAGAUCAUCUCUGAUGGCACCAAGAAGGACUCGGGCAUGGUGCCGAUGACGGGCUUCACCCAGAGAGCCACCAUCGACCCCGAGCUGAACGAGAUCCACGUCCUGUCAGGCCUCAGCAAGGACAAGGACAAGCGGGAGGAGAACGUCCGCAACUCCUUCUGGAUCUACGACAUCGCCCGCAACAACUGGUCAUGUGUGUACAAAAACGAUCAGGCAGUGAAAGAAAACCCAAGUAAAGCUCUGCAGGAGGAGGAGCCGUGCCCACGCUUCGCCCACCAGCUGGUUUACGAUGAGAUGCACAAGGUGCAUUACUUGUUCGGUGGAAACCCGGGGAAGUCUUGCUCCCCUAAAAUGCGUCUGGACGACUUCUGGUCCCUCAAACUGUGUCGGCCCUCCAAGGAGUACCUGCUGCGCCACUGCAGAUACCUCAUUAGGAAAUACAGAUUUGAGGAGAAAGCCCAGUCGGAGCCGCUGAGCGCUCUGAAGUACCUCCAGAACGACCUGUCGCUGACCGUCGACCACAGCGACCCGGACGAGACCAAAGAGUUCCAGCUCCUGCCCUCGGCGCUCUUCAAGUCCAGCUCCGACUUCAUCCCGCUGGGCUUCUCAGACGUGGACCAGACGUACGCCCAGCGAACGCAGCUCUUCGACACGCUCGUCAACUUCUUCCCCGACAGCAUGACCCCACCCAAGGGCAACUUGGUGGACCUCAUCACCCUGUAGCCCCGCCCUCCCGCCACAGCCCCGCUCCCCCUCUCCCUCCAGCACCCCUCUACCUGACUGAACACCCACCCACACCCCUGCACCCCUCCCCCCCAACGGGACUCUUAAGGCGAGUUUUUUUAUUUUUAUUUUUAAUUUUUUUUUUUUUUUUUCUGUGCCCGACCUCUACUCAUGGGAAUAAACUCGUCUGCAGCAACAAAACAACAAACCCGCCUCGUCACGUUGAGCUCCUGCUGCCACAGGUCAUGGUACUGAACCAGAUGGGAAAAUCAGGGCUGGAAAGGUUAAUUCACACAGGCUUUAUUUUUAUUUUUUAUUUUUUUUUGAGGGGGGGCACUGAACAACACUGUGUUAUUUUGGAUAUGAGCAUAACUUCAUGGUGACCUGAGGCAGUGUUUUUUUUUUUUUUUUUUUUUUUUUUUUUUUUUAAUAUUUCCAAGGCCUGAUAUCCCCUCCUUCUUUUUCAAAUUUAAUUUAACUUAAUUUUUUCCUCUUCCCGCUGAUUUCCUGGAGCGCGCAAAGAAUCUUUAAACUCUGCCAAAACGUUGCUUUUGUUUUUCAUUCACACUUGAUUUCUAGAGGGUUUACACACACACAACAAAAAAAAAAAGAGGAUUUGCACGCAGCGUUUGCUGGCAUUGGUCGCUUUAUGUCUAAAUUUUAUUUUGCUGUUGAUUCUUUUCAUUUUUCUGAAGUCUUGGAUUUGUGCUUUGUAUCCAUGCAAAAAAAAAAAAAAAAAAAGAAAGAAACACGUUCUACCACAUGCACAGGCAUCCAUACACUAAUUUGGAGAAAAUAGCUGACGAGAUGACGUCUGUUCAGGCUUGCGUGUGUUGAAAUUGCGUUGAGACAGGUCGGCGGUGGCCGGAGUGAGUUUUGAAGUCCCUUGAGGGGCUUCUUGAGGAGUGCGCAGGGGGGGUCCCAGCUAAAAGAGUUUGAUUUCACCGUUAUUUCAUUUAUUUCAAAACAGGACAGCGCCAAAAAAAAGCUGUUGGAAUUCAUUCACACCCGAGGUUUCACUCUCCCAAGCUACAACAUCAGCAGUUGCCCUUUUGACCAAAUCAUCCAACAACAGCAAAAAAACAAAAAACAAAAAACAAAAACAAAACCUUCAUAUAAAAUCUUACGAGCGUCUGUGGCUUAAUAUGUAUUUAUUGGAGGGCGUCUUUGACAUGAAUGAGUGCAAAUCCCCCUGCUUUCAUUUCAGUGAUGAUUUGGUUUGCUUCGCCCUGUGACAAACGCCCCAAUUAUUGAUGAUGAUGAUGAUGGCCGUGCAGACGCAUACGGCGCCAACAAUUUUAAUAGUGUUGUAGAAACAAUAGAGGAAUGAUCCUAAGAUAUCAAAUUUAAUAUAUAUAUCUAUAUAUAACAUAUACAGUAGUGUGUGUGUGUGUGUGUGUGAGUGAGUGAGAGAGUGAGAGAAUUGAGUCUGCCGGUGCCAAUAAUCCAGUUGUAAUGAAAAUUACAGUGGGGGGAAACCGAGUUGUCGGUGUGUGUAUCCUGGUGUGUUGCCAGGAUGUCUCUUUAAUGUGAUGCAUCAGUGGGUACAUUCUUCUUUUGUCCCCUCCUCAAAACCACCGCCUGACUUAUUCCCAGUAGUAGAUGGGGGGGGGGGGGUUUUGGAGGCAGAGCUGGCUCUGAUUUGGCUCAUUCAGUCACAGAAUAGAUGUAGACUCACAUCCAUCAGGUGGUUUUUAGUUACAAGUCAAGCCGUUUACACACCGAUGAGGUUUCUGGCUUCCUGCUCUCGGUCUCUGCUGUGCAACAUGUGCAGACCAAACGCCCGACGUGUGAUAUAUACACUGCUGCCUCUCCACACUUGGCCUUCUUUUCUCCACCGGGUGGCGACACUAUCCAGAAAUCAGUGGCAAGUUUUCAUCACUGAAAGGCUUGGCAUUUCCUCCCCAUGACAACAUCAAUAACAAUAAUAAUGAUAAUAAUAUAAAUGUGACACUUGAUAGGCAGCGUCUGUAAUGACACCAGUCAAGAGCCAAAUGUUGGUCAGAUUUGAUGGUUGCUGUAUAAAUCUGCGAGGCUCUCCCAGCACGCCGGCUGAGAUGAGAACAUUUCACUGUCUUGGCUCGGCCAGUGUUUAGUGUUUGGUUUUGACAAGUUUUGUCCCUGUGGGCCACCAUAUAUUGGCCAUAAGCUUAUCAAAUUAAAGCCACAGUGGUAGUCACCUAAACUUUGAGCUGUAAUGAUGUAAACCAAUCCCAGCUCAUGCAGACCAGCCAUGUUUUCAGCCAUGUUUUGUAGUUGAAUGAAAUCACAGUGGUCACAGUGCAUGCGCCAUGUUAGAAAAUGUGGAGACUCAGCAGGUUUGAGGCUACUUAAAAUAAAAUAAUAAUGAUAAUAAAUAAAUAACAAGACCAAGACAAAAAGAAACAUUGAUUUAUAUCAGCGAUUGAAGCAGUUUUAAAUUAAUCUCCACUCAAAUUAUAUCACGACCUGUCGAGUGUAAAGCAUCAAAAGCAGACAGCAGAUUUCAGACGCUGCCUACAGGACAGAGGUCUUGUCUCUUAUCUCUCCAUCCCAUAAUACCUCCAUCACUCCGCUCGCUGUGUCGGAGUGUGAAGGCAAGGCGAGCUCCCUCUGCCGUUACCAAAUCACCUCGCAGGAUCUCGGGUCCACGUUCACUGGUGCUUCGAGGAUGUGAACACUGUGUCUGUUUAGUGUUUGGAGCAGAAACAGACGUGCGUUGACGGCAAAGCGUGGAAAGACUCGACUCUCCCUGGUCGUACGUGUAGAACUGUGACGCAGCAAAAACACUACAUGAUUUGUAUCUCAGUCACAAAUAUUUGCUAUGACUGUUAACCAGAAUUUGUGUAAUCUCCAGAAUCAGCACUGUCUUCGUCUGGGGGUUUGGGUUCAAGCUUGAGGACGGACAAACAGACAUCAGUGGAUCAGUGUGAGAGGGGAAACAAAAAAAAGGCAGGACUGGGCACUUUCUUUUUUCUUUUGUCCAUACCACUCAGUUUAUUGUAUAACGUUUUGGCUGAAGCAAAUAUGAAGACGAUUCUUUCAUGUUACUUUGCCUUGACGACUGUUGAGCCCAUGGCCAGAGAGCAGGAGAGAGUGAGAAAGGAAAAAUAAGGAUUACAGUGUGGAUCUGCCGUGGCUCAGGCUAAGUCAGAUUCCUCUGAGCCCCGAAAAUGUCUGAUCUUUUUAAUUUGUCUUGUAUGACGGCGUAUAAGGGCCUUCAUUUAAAAAAAAAUUAAAAAAAAUUAUGGAGUCGGGGUGAGGAGCAAAACUCCGAGAUUAAAUGUGUAAAAAAAAAAAAAAAAAAAAAAAAAAAAAAAGAGGAUAUUCUCUGAAAUUAAAGUGAUAACUUUACGCGAAAAACCUCACAAAUGUUUGAGAAAAAACUCUUGAAAAUUCAGAGUUUAUAAAGUCACAAAUUUGAGAGGAAUAAGUCAUAAAUUUAUGAGGAAAAAAACUGGAAAAUUGUCCGAUUAUAGUCGCUAAUUUAUGAGAAAAAAAUUCUGCUUUUACUUUGUUGGCCAAGGAACCAAGAAACAAGAACUGGAGUCAGCAACAUGAAGCAAUGUAAAGUAAAAGAAAGACUAUUUUUCUAAUUUUUUUUUUUUUUUUUUAAAUUUGUGACUUUAUAAUCUCAGAAUUUUCAUUUUUGUUUUUUUUUUUUCUCAUAAACUUACAUUUUUAUUUUAUUUUAUUUUAUUUUGUUUUUUCUCAUAAACUGACCACGUUUUUCUCAGAGGAUAUUUUUCUCAGAAUAUUACCCCACCUUGCCUGCCUCCGUGAAUAUUAUUAUUAUUAUUUUUCCCCCCCCCUACACUGUCCCUGAUACGCCGUCAUACUCUGCUGGUGUUUCCACAGUAAAACCGUCUCUCUCUGUCUCUGGCACGGCAGAUCGGUGACUUUGCCGCUGGCUGGUUUCAAGCUUGCGAGGACAGUUUGCAUCAGCAGGGCCUGAAGAUGACGAGGCAGCAUUUUAAUUUGAAAAAAAAAAAAAAAAAAACUCGACCCGAGACGAUUUAUCGCAGUCAAAUUCUUGUGAUGGGAGCCGCCGCUGCUGCUGUUGCUUAAUAGCAUUUGGAUUAUUUGGUCGUCAUGUCCGUUUAUCUGCGUUUUGCUGGGGAGGAGAAUGAUGAGUGUGUGUGUGUGUGUGUGUGUGUGUGUGUGUGUGUGUGUGUGUGUGUGUGUGUGUGUGUGUGUGUGCGUGUUGUCAUGUGUCUGUGCCCGUGCCUGUGUUUGUUUUGCCCAGAUGCUUCUGCUGCUCUGAUUAAUGGAAACAGUUCUCUGAUAAGAAAAUGUACUAGAGCAAAGAAAU
Myripristis murdjan (pinecone soldierfish) is the source of this 6538-nucleotide messenger RNA. RefSeq names its product muskelin 1, intracellular mediator containing kelch motifs (gene mkln1). Gene Ontology annotation, cellular component: cytoplasm. Gene Ontology annotation, molecular function: protein binding. NCBI's taxonomy places the organism in Eukaryota, Metazoa, Chordata, Actinopteri, Holocentriformes, Holocentridae. The transcript is spliced from 18 exons. The record is from RefSeq and is a predicted model, not a curated record. Bases 19 to 2247 code for a protein of 742 amino acids.